Nannospalax galili (Upper Galilee mountains blind mole rat) is the source of this 2773-nucleotide messenger RNA. RefSeq names its product progestin and adipoQ receptor family member 7 (gene Paqr7). The transcript is spliced from 2 exons. Gene Ontology annotation, biological process: response to steroid hormone. Gene Ontology annotation, cellular component: plasma membrane. Bases 187 to 1224 code for a protein of 345 amino acids. NCBI's taxonomy places the organism in Eukaryota, Metazoa, Chordata, Mammalia, Rodentia, Spalacidae. Gene Ontology annotation, molecular function: nuclear steroid receptor activity; steroid binding. The record is from RefSeq and is a predicted model, not a curated record.
AGGCUGACUCCUCAGUGCUCAGCUCCGCCCUUCCCACUCCGGGCGGCGCCGCCACCCCUGUAUCUGCGGCUCCAGCGCCAGAAAGAACCUGACAGCUUUCUGCUUUGCUCCGGCUGCAAGUGAGGCUGGGGGGCCAGAGAUCCCCGGCGGCUGCGGGUAGGAGGGUUUCCUGCCCAGGUCCCAGCCAUGGCGAUGGCAGUAGCCCAGAAGUUCAGCCACCUGCUGUCCAGCCUGUGGCACUUGGGCCAGAAGCCUCCGAAGCCAGAGCCUGUGUUCACAGUGGACAGAGCCGAGGUACCGCCUCUGUUCUGGAAGCCAUACAUCUAUGCCGGCUACAGGCCGCUGCAUCAGACGUGGUGCUUCUACUUCCGCACCCUGUUCCAGCGGCACAACGAGGCUGUGAACGUGUGGACCCACCUGCUGGCUGCCCUGGCACUGCUGCUGCGGCUGGCUGUCCUGGUGGGGAGCGUGGAAUUCCGAGAAGACCCUCACGCCCUGCCCCUCUUCAUCAUCGUCCUGGCCUCCUUCACCUACCUCUCCUUCAGUGCCCUGGCUCACCUCCUGCAGGCCAAGUCGGAGUUCUGGCACUAUAGCUUCUUCUUCUUGGACUACGUGGGCGUGGCUGUCUACCAGUUUGGCAGUGCCCUGGCACACUUCUACUAUGCCAUUGAGCCUGCCUGGCAUGCCCAGGUGCAGGCCAUGUUCCUACCCACAGCUGCCUUCUUGGCCUGGCUUUCCUGCACUGGCUCUUGCUACAACAAGUACAGCCAGAAGCCAGGGCUGCUAGGCCGCACUUGCCAGGAGGUGCCCUCUGCGCUGGCCUAUGCACUGGACAUCAGCCCUGUCAUCCACCGGAUCAUGGUGUCCCCUCUCCCUGCCGAGGAUGACCCGGCUCUUCUCUAUCACAAGUGUCAGGUAGUUUUCUUCCUGCUGGCUGCUGCCUUCUUCUCUACCGUUAUGCCUGAGCGCUGGUUCCCUGGCAGCUGCCAUGUCUUCGGGCAGGGCCACCAAGUUUUCCAUGUCUUCUUGGUGCUGUGCACACUGGCGCAACUGGAGGCUGUAACACUUGACUAUCAGGCCCGGCGACCCAUCUAUGAGCCUCUGCAUGCUCACUGGCCCCACAACUUCUCUGGCCUCUUCCUGCUCACUGUGGGCAGUAGCAUCCUCACUGCCCUGCUCCUCAGUCAGCUGGUGAGGUGCAAACUCCAUCAGAAGAUCAAGUGAAAGUGGGGUGGGCGGCAGCUGGUGGGGUGGGAGGAAGAGUUGGGGGACAAAGGGCUAGGCUUGGCUUCAGAUGGGGACAAGGCCUGGUAAAGCGGUUUACCUUUGGCCCACAGUGACUCCCGGCAUAUAGCUUCUCUCCCUUGGUGGUGCUAGCCCAUCCUGGGAUUUGGGGAAUUGACCUGGAGCUUCAGGGUCCCUGCCUAGCUCCCUGUCUUGAGAGAGGAAGAGGAAAAGGCAUGGGUCCCUCUGUCUGCUCCUCUCCUGCUUCCUAAGAGGGCAGAGGGUAGGGCUCAGCUUGGGUCAGGACCCUUGUUUGGGACUCUUGGGUUGUUGGGUAGGAGGUGAGACUUGGGCCAGUCACAGUUGAACUGAGAGGGAGGGGAGACCUCAGUAGCCACCCUCUACCAGAUUCACUGGUGGAGGGGAAAGGGGCAGGCUCGAAGAUGGGUAGCAUUUUAAUCUUACUGCCCCUUUGUACCCCAGCCUGAACUGCUGAGUCCCAGAGAGCCCCAAAUGUAGAAGGUCCCCUCCACUACCCACAUCCCUUCAUCACUACCCCAGACAGUAAGCCCCACAUCUAGUUUUGGCCCUAUGUCCCACGCAGCUGUUUCCGGCUUCUCUCCUACAACCCUUAUUUAUGAUUCCACAAUAUAGCUACUGAAUUCAGUGUUUCCUAGUACUCUGCUAGGCCCCAUGGAUGAGUGCAAGAAGGCAAAGGCUUCCGUACCAGAAUGAGCUGUCAAAGGAAGCUCCCUUGGUCUGGGAAGAGUGAAUAGGACUUGAAGAGCAUUCCAGGCAGAGGUGGGAAACCUGUGCAGAGGCCCAGAGAUGCAGAAGGAGAGUUCAGUUGGGACUUGAAGUUAGCCCCAUGUCUGGUCUCCGAUACGUCCUAAACACAACAAAGUGACUAUGGCAACAGCUGUCCCUGCCCCUGCUUUUUGUCUCCUGUUUCAGGAAGGGGCUCCUGUUCACAAGGUUUUCAAGAGGAAACUGAAGGGCACCGAGGGGUGGAUCCUGUGGAAUGGGAGCAGUUCCUGUUUUAUUUUUACUAAUUAUGUAUGUGUGUAUAUGUUUACGUAUAUACAUAUAUAGUAUUUCAAGGAAUCAUUUAGAAGUAGCUAAAAUAAUAUUUAAAAUAUGAGAGUUGGGAAUGUAGCUCAGUGGUAGAGUACCAGUCUGAGAAACUUAGAGAGACCCUGUCUCAAAAUAAAGGAAAGGACUUAGGGAUGUAACUCAGUUGUAGACCCUUUGCAUGAAGCCCUAGAUUCAAUUCUCAGUACUGAAACAAGACAAAAUAAAGACAAAUGAAUAUGCACUGUCCCUCCACUGACAAAAUAUUAUGGGGGUUAUUGUGACAUGUGCUAACAGAUAUUUUAAUAUAUAUGAAAAUUUAUAAGAAAUACACACCCAUACACACUGGUUAGGCAUGGACGUUUGGGUGGGAUGCCUACAUUUUUUACACUUCCCAAGGACUUUCAUAAGUGUUAUCUCUCUUGAUCAUCAUUAAAAUCCAACAUCCUACACCAAGGCCUGAAAGUCAAUGGUUUCU